AUGUCGGCUGCAAGCGCGACGGCCGCAUUCCCGUCGCUUGACGGCUCGCCGCAGCUGCGUCGAGCCCCGUUUCAGUCACUUUUGGUAAAAUCUGGGUCAGGAUCCCAACGGCAGUCCCACCUGAUCCUGCGCCAUUCCGUCCCAUGCGGACGCAUCACUCAUCCCGAUCGACCCAAUGCACCCGUGCAUUUAAACCCGCUGCCGCGUUUGGCGCUUUAUUCCCGGCCGCGCCGGGCGGUACGCGCAGCAGCUGCACCUACCCCAGUUGUUUCCGCGACUGCGGCGGCUCCGCGGGGCGGCAGGGACGGCGAAUACGACAGGACUGACCAGUGGGACGAUACGCGCGCACGUCGUUCUGAGGAUUACGAAGAUGACUAUAACGAGGAUUUCUUUGCCAGCGACGUGGCGCUGCCGCCUGGCGCGCGGUUCGGGAAGAGAGACCAACCGGAUGAGAGCUGGAUAAACGACUCUGAUUGGUCGAGGGGAUCCGCGGGGCCGCGCAAAACGGGGCAGGGAGGGGAGGGGGAAGGCUCUCGCGGAAGGCGGCAGCAGGGGGACCGCGGGGGGUUGCAGGGGAGUCGGGGGGGAAGGAGCGGGAGAGACGGGGAAAGCGCGGGGGCGGGUAGGGGGAGGAUGAGGGGAAGCGCAGGCGGGGGGGAUGGCUGGGGGGAACUGGAGGAGGCGGAGGGAGCAGCGGAGAGGCGCAGGGUUUUAGAGGAGCAGGGGAUUGCGCAGCAGCGGAGGGGUUUGGGGUUUAAGGGAGGGAGGGGAGGAUACGGCGGUGGCGAGACGGGGAGGUUUGGGGCGGGGGAAGCAAGAGAAAGGAGCGGUGCUGGGAGGGAGGAGACUCGUCUGGCACAGGGUUCAGGGUUUAGGAGAGAGAGGGAAGGUUUACCUGAGGGGAGGAGGGAGGAGACUCGUCUUGCAUCGGGUUCAGGGUUUAGGAGAGAGAGGGAGGGUUUACCUGAGGGGAGGAGGGAGGAGAGGAGUGAGAUGGGAGUGAGAAGGGAGGCGCGAGAGGAGGGGUGGAAGGCGGCGGGCGAGCAGAGGGGCUAUGGGAGGGAAGGACGGGGGGGUGGGUGGGUUGGGGACAGGCGCGUGGGUGGAAAAGAGGAGGACGGUGAGGAAGGGGAGUCGAGGAGCAGAGGCAGCAGCGGCGGCAGCAGAGGCAGCAGGGGCGUGAGCAGGCGGCAGUGGGGGGAGUAUGGGGAGGAGGAGGACAGGGGCGAGCGGGGGACAAGGUCGUUUGGGGUUGCAGCAGCAGCAGCAGCAGCAGCAGCAGCAGCAGCAGGAGCGACCGCAGCCGCAACGGCAGCAGCAGGCGCAUCUCUCCUUCCCCUCACAGCAGCCGCCCCUUCUUCCCCUGCCCUGCCUUCCGCCCCUUCCCCUUCCCGUUCCCCUUCUCCUCCCCUCUCCACUUUCCCCUCCCCUUCCCCCUCCCUUUCCCCCUCCCUUUCCGCCUCCCCUUCCACCUCCCCCUCCGCCUCCCCUUCCCCCUCCCUUUCCCCCUCCCUUUCCGCCUCCCCUUCCACCUCCCCCUCCGCCUCCCCCACCUCUCCGCGCGCCCCCAAGCUGAAGCUGGCGCGGCCGCGGGGGGUGCCGUCCCCAGGGAAACCGGGGGAGGGCGUGAGGCCAGGCGUGCCGGUGUGCUACGGGUGCGGGGCAGAGCUGCAAACACGCGUGGAAGACGCUCCUGGGUACAUUCCCCCUGACCGAUACGAGAUGCUCAGACUCUCAGAGCACAGGGAAGGCCUUUUGAGUCGACUCAAAAGACUCUCAGAGCACAGGGAAGGCCUUUUGAGUCGACUCAAAAGACUCUCAGAGCACAGGGAAGGCCGGGGGAGGGGAGGGCGUGAGGACGGUUGCGCCGGUGUGGUGUGCUAUGGGUGUGGGGGGGAGCUGCAAACACGUGUGGAGGACGCCCCUGGGUACAUUCCCCCUGACCGAUGCGAGAUGGUAGGCGUUGAGGGGAGGGCGUGGGGGCGGGUGUGCCGGUGUGGUGUGCUAUGGGUGUGGGGCGGAGCUGCAGUCACGGGUGGAGGAGGCCCUUUCAGAAGCGGCGUGGCGUCACAAGCAGCUGCGGUCGCUGAAAAAACGCCACAAGCAGCUGCGGUCGCUCGUGUGCGCGCGCUGCCAGCAGCUCUCCCACGGCCGCAUGGUACCCCCAAAAAGCGCCACAAGCAGCUGCGAUCACUGGUCUGCACGCGCUGCCAGCAGCUCUCCCACGGCCGCAUGGUAGCAGCCGUCACGGGCCACGGCGGUUACCGCGUAACCGGCCCGGCGGACAUGUUUGUGACAGCGGAGGCGCUGCGGCAGCAGCUGACGUACGUGCGCGGGGAGAAGGCGCUGGUGGUGAAGCUCGUUGACCUCGUUGACUUCAGCGGAAGCUUCCUCUCAAGGAUUCGCGACAUCGUGGGACCGAACCCUAUUGUUCUGGUUAUCACCAAGGUGGAUCUGGUACCAGAGGGCACGCACAUGGACCCGGUGGCGGACUGGGUGCUGGCAGCUGUUGCGAAGAAGAAACUCAAUGUGCUGGCGGUGCACUUUGUGAGUGCCAAGGCGCGCACGGGGCUGUCCUCAGUGGCUGCAACCAUUCAACGUGAACGCCAGGUGCGCCUCUGCUCUGCUUCCCCACAGGUGCACUGCACUGCACGCCGCCAGGUGCACUGCGUUCUCGUUUGA
Messenger RNA from Closterium sp. NIES-65, 2682 nucleotides. NCBI's taxonomy places the organism in Eukaryota, Viridiplantae, Streptophyta, Zygnematophyceae, Desmidiales, Closteriaceae. The record is from the annotation of a GenBank genome assembly.